This is a messenger RNA of Funneliformis mosseae, 468 nucleotides long. NCBI's taxonomy places the organism in Eukaryota, Fungi, Glomeromycota, Glomeromycetes, Glomerales, Glomeraceae. The record is from the annotation of a GenBank genome assembly.
AUGUCUGAAGUAGGCGAAAUUAACUCCUUAGCUUGGGACAAAUUGAUAGAAGAAGUUAAUUGGUUACGAGAAGCCUAUACUCAUAAGUGUUCCGAAGUUGGAUAUCUUAGUGGAGAAGCAGAUCGUAUGAAAUGGUUAUAUGACCAAAGCUGUGAACAAAUUGCAUCGUUAAAAGUUCAAAAUGAGCAUUUAAAGAAAGAACUAGAAGAGAGCGAAUACCUUCGUAACAAGUUGAUUGAACAUAUUAAUGUUGAUCCAAGGGCUACCAAAAAGCGACAUAACAACAUCGGCAGAGGUGGAAGACACCAAAAUUUUCGAAAACUAUCUCUGAACCUCAAGAAAAACAGUAACAAUGGAAAUGAAGAUAGCAAUGAAAGCAUCAAGUACGAUAAAGAUAUGAAAAAUUCACAAUGGGAUAUCACUGAUGAAAAAUUUUGCGAGGAAGAAGAAAUAGUCGAGGAUAUUUAA